AUGGACCAAGCUUCGACUAACGAUGGCAAAGACGCCGUUUCGGUAACUAUAGAACCGAAUCAGCCUCAGCCGCAACGCUCUCUUCGCAAAAGAAUCGCUGGAAUUGUCUGGGAUAGCUUGGAUAAGACACCAGAACAGAGACGCUUCAUCGCCAAGGUUGACUGGUGGAUUCUCUCGUACUGCUGUGUUGCGUACUUCGUCAAAUACCUCGACCAGACGAACGUCAGCAAUGCAUACGUAUCCGGCAUGAAAGAGGACUUGCAACUCACCGGCAAUGACCUCAAUUACCUCACGACAUUCUUCAACAUCGGGUACAUCAUUGGUCAACUGCCCUCGCAGCUGAUUCUCACCCGAAUCCGGCCAUCCAUAUGGCUUCCAUCCCUCGAGCUCAUUUGGAGCUUCAUCGUCAUGGGCAUGGCGGGAGCCAAGAACAUCCAAACAUUGUGUGCCCUGAGGUUCAUCGUGGGUUUACUAGAGGCCAGCGCGUACCCUGGUAUCAUGACCCUGCUGGGACAGUGGUACACGCCACAAGAGCUAGGCAAGCGUGCUUGCAUUUUCCAGGCUUCGAGUUCCGUUGCCCAGAUGUUCUCUGGAUAUCUUCAAGCUGGCUUGCUUGCUGGCAUCAUCGGCAUCCCAGUCUGUCUUUACGGCUACUGGGCGAUCCCCGAUCAACCAACUUCCUCCCGUGCCCGCUGGUUGAAACCCGAGGACCGAAGAAUGGCCAUCGGUAGAAUGGAAGCUGUUGGCCGCGAGCCCAUCCGCAAACUCACCUGGCGCACGAUAAAGGACAUCGCCAAGGGCUGGCCUGUCUGGUUCUUCAGCGCCAUCUUCAUCGCACACGUCCUCGGUAUCCGCAUCUACUCGUACUUCAACGUCUGGCUCAAAUCCACCGGCCGCUUCACCCCCGAAGAGGUCAACCUCAUUCCGACGGCGGGGUAUGGUACUCAGGUGUUAUUCACGUUGACCUACGCCUGGGCGAGUGACGCAAUCGGUCUGCGGUGGCCACUCGUCAUCGUAGCCUGUACCGUAUCCAUCAUCGGCACGAUCAUUUUGAGCGUGUAUCCCGAGGAUAACAUACCUGCGAUGAUGGCGGCGUGGAUCCUCACGUUCCUCGAAACCGGUGCUGGGGCAUUGAUUAUCACAUGGAUCAACGAGGUUUGCUCGCACUCUGCGGAACAUCGUGCGGUGAUUAUUGGUGUCGUGGAGACGGCCGCGUUUACGUUCCAGGCGUGGGUGCCGCUGUUGGUGUACAACACUGGCGACGCGCCCAAGUUUCCCAUCGGCUAUGAGAUGGCUACGAUGUUCUUUGCGAUCGAGAUUGUUCUGACGCUGGUCAUUCUGUGGUGUUCAAAGAAGUGGCCGGUUAAGAAGAUCGAAAUAGUCGAAGAGAGUGAAUGA
Messenger RNA from Colletotrichum karsti, 1398 nucleotides. Its product is annotated as pantothenate. Gene Ontology annotation, cellular component: membrane. The record is from RefSeq and is a predicted model, not a curated record. Gene Ontology annotation, biological process: transmembrane transport. Gene Ontology annotation, molecular function: transmembrane transporter activity. NCBI's taxonomy places the organism in Eukaryota, Fungi, Ascomycota, Sordariomycetes, Glomerellales, Glomerellaceae. The coding region runs from base 1 to 1398 and encodes 465 amino acids. The transcript is spliced from 4 exons.